UUCAAAUGUCUGAUUAUAUUAACAUUUUUGCUGUGGUUAUUGAGUAAAUCGGGCUUCCUCUAUUGACUUUGCUUGUCAGAAACCCACUGAAAGUUACAAAUAGUAAUCACAUGCCUGCAGGAGGUGGCAACCAAUGUAAAUGUGCAGGUUGCCAAGAACCCAAAUUUUGAUCAUGUGAUGGCAGGGGUGCUGCAAUGGUCAUAAUUAUGAGGACUGGUCAUAAGUCAUUUUUAACACUGUCAUAACUUUGAAUGGUCACCCGAUGGUCAUAAAUUGAGGACUACCUGUAUCAAGGCUGGCUUUCAUGGUGUGAACAUCAAUCCAAUGGCAAUGAGUUCCAUGCCCAAUUAGUCUGGAAGCUCAUCACCUUUGGACCAUCAAAUUGGGGGGGAGGGUUUAAACCUUAGUAAAUGGAUUAGCAUAAUGUAUGAAGCCAAUCUAUUUAGGACUGAAUUGUAAUGAAAUAAAUUUAAGGAAGAGGAAAGAAAAUCUGGUUUCAUGUAUCACUCAAGAGAAUUUAAAAGAUAAUCUCAGAAUUCUGACUAUGGACUAAUUGCUACAUAGAAACUCCAUUUCAAAUCUGGAAUAAAGAAGAAGUUCAUGUUCUAAAAACACAAGCAACUCCUCUCUGUGUUUUGAAUCGAAUUAUGCAGUAUUACCUAGUGGAUGAAAGAAACUGAGGCUGAAAGAAAACUGAAAGAAAAUGUAAAGUCACUUUGCAAGUUUUUUUUAAAUUUCAUUUUGUCACAACAGUAUACACAAACAUCGACAUAAAAAACAACAACACAUCAUAAAAGAAAGAUAUAUAUAUAUAAGUAAAAGUAUGCAACAGCUAUGUUAAUUUGAUAAUAAUGAAGGGAACAAUAGGACAGGAACCGUAGGCACUUUUGUGCUCUUAUGCACGCCCUUUAAAAGUUGUAAAAGUUCAGUUUAAAGUAAAAGCCUACACAUUAUUUUUUUUUAAAAAGACUUGUAUUUUCCAAGGCUUGUAAAACUGGUAUGGCCACAGUUACUAUGAUUAAUUUGAUUUUACUUUUCCUUUAGGUAAAGAGGGUUAUCCAGGUUUUUUUGUCGACUAAAGCAUAGUCUGCUGACCUCUAGCGGUUGACAACUUUACAAUCAAUUGUAAACUACUAGAACUGAACUUCUGUACAGAUUGGUCUGAGAAAUUAGAUAAGCCUAUUGGGAUUUUUUUUCUCUUUUACUUAGAUAAAACAUUAAAAGAAAAAGUAUAUGUCAGUGUAAACAAAACAAUAUUCAAAGUGAAGAAGUCACAUAUAUGUCUAGACCUGAGAACAUACCCUUUCCUCUUCCUAUUUUCCGCACAACAACCCUGUGAGGUAAGUUGGGCUGACAGUGUGUGACUGGCCCAAGGUCACCCAGCUGCCUUUCAUGCCAAGGCAGGAGUUGAACUAAUGGGCCUUUUCUUUCUAGCCAGGUGCCUUAAUCACUAGACCUAGACUCUCUUAUUAAAGCCCAUAAGUGAUUAUAUCAUAUAAGUGAAAGAAUUAGUGUAACUGGAAGACCAUGACUUCUAGUCCUACCUUGAACACAUAGCCAGUCAGAUGAUCUUAUGCUGGUCAUUUUCUCUCAGUCCACUUCUGAAAAACCUUGCCAAGAGCCUUGUCUUAGCAAUCUUCAAAAAUUGGACAUGAUUGAAUGGAAGAUAAUAAUCUAUAUUUGUGUAUUGCCUUUCUGGAGUUCAAGAUAAUGUUCAAAGGAUUUCCUUGUUUUUCUGAAACCACCUCCCUAUGACGAUGGUUAGGUUGAGAGUGACUAGCCCACACUCUUAGUGAGUUCCCAUGGCUGGGGGUAGAGCUGAAGGUGAGUCUUCCUGGUAUUUAUCCAAAACCAUUCUAGAAAAUAUUUCUAAUCCUAACUACAGCAACAUAGAAGAGAGCUAUUGAUGUGAUUGAUAGGUUAAAUAUUUCAAACUUCCAUUGAUUUCAAUGGAAGCCAUCAACCACAUGAAAUUAAGUAUGUCAAAAGGAUAAUUGGAAGAAAGAACCCAUGAACUCAGUAGCAAGUUUAGAUAAGUUUGUUUAGCAAAUGCUGAUUUGGUCUGCAAAGUUGCCAUUUUAACUUUCAAGGUUUGACUUGUAUCUUACUAUAACUGGGAAUCUCAUAUUGUACUGAUUAAGCAGUUUAUUUUUCCUUCCACAAUUCUUGGAGACUGCUUGGACAAGACUUGGCAAGGUUUUUCAAAAGUGGUUUGCCAUUGCCUCCUUCUGAGACCUGAUCUUAACUAAUUAUUUAAUUUUCUGCAUCUAUGUAAGAAGAUGGCUGCUGUGAUUAAAAGUAUGAUUAUGAACCAUCAUUCCAGACAUUCUUCUAACUAAGCUAAACCAGCUAUAAGUAUAAGUGGAUCAUAAGCUUCCUAACAGACAGGAAGCAGCAGGUGAAGCUAAGCAGAAUCACAACAGAUACCGGUACAAUUAGCACAGCCCUCCCACCCAGGCUGUGUGCUCUCUCCACUUCUCUCUCCACCAAAGACUGCAUCUCAAACAAUCCAUCUGUUAAACUACUGAAGUUUGCAGAUGACACAACAGUGAUUGGUCUCCUCAAGACAAUGAUGAAUCCGCAUACAGACGGGAGGUUGAACAACUAGCCUCAUGGUGCGACCGGAACAAUCUGAAACUGAACACACUCAAAACCGUAGAAAUGGUGGUAGACUUUAGGAGAAACCCUCCCAUACUACCACCUCUUACAAUACUAGACAACACAGUAUCAACAAUAGAGACUUUCAAAUAUCUAGGUUCUACCGUAUCUCAAGGUCUAAAAUGGAUAUCUAACAUCAUCAAAAAAAGCACAACAAAGAAUGUUCCUUCUGCACCAACUCAGAAAGCUCAAACUGCCCAAGGAGUUGCUGACACAGUUCUACAGAGGAAUUAUUGGGUCUGUCAUCUGCACCUCUAUAACUGUCUGAUUUGAUUUUGCAACCCAGAAGUCUGUGUCUGACUUCAGAGGAUAAUUAGAACUGCAGAAAAAACAAUUGCUACCAACCUACCUUCCAUUGAGGACCUAUAUACUGCACGAGUCAAAAACAGGGCUGUGAAAAUAUUUAGACUCCUCACAUCCUGGACAUAAACUGUUUCAACUCUAUCCUCAACAUGACGCUAUAGAGCACUGCACACCAGAACAACUAGACACAAGAACAGUUUUUUCCCCAAACGCCAUCACUCUGCUAAACAAAUAAUUUUUAAAAGUGCCAAAUUAAAACAUGCUUCUGGACAUUGUAAAAAUGCACAAUACAUUCCCUAGGCUUAUUCUGAUGCCGUUUUGGAAUGACAGUCAACAGCAGCCUCUAGGAAUACCUACAGUUGCUCAUCUAAAGUGUUUUAAUAGCUCGUGACUGUUAUAUCCACUAAAGGUGCCCAUUUUGUCACUGGAAUAUGGCCAGUGAAGAGGAAAGUGGUUUUGGGUAGGGGAAGGGGAUUAGUUUUAAACUUUCCCUUGUUUCUUUCUGCUUGCUUGCUUUAUCUGUUUUCAGCAUACAUUUGGUACAUCUUUGUCCAAUGAAAUGGAUAUUUUAGAUAAGUUUUGAAGAACUGGCUCUUCCACAGAUAUUGAACUAAGACAUGGUGGGGUUCAAUUUUUUUUUUUGUUGUUACAGUGUUCACUAUCUCUUGUUUGGCCUUUUCCUUUUUGAUUGUUGUUUGACUUGUGUUUUGAAUUUGUACAUACCCAGAGUUACUUUGAGUGGUUGGCCUACAAAUGUGAUAAAUACAUACAUUUUCCCUAGAACUGGGUAACUGUUUCUUAGCCGAGGAACCAGGCAAUGGCAAUCCACAUGCCAACAAAACUGACAAGUCUAGGUUGUCAGGAAUCAAGAUUGACAGGAAGGAAGGAAGGAAGGAAGGAAGGAAGGAAGGAAGGAAGGAAGGAAGGAAGGAAGGAAGGAAGGAUGGAUCUGUAUUGCAUGGUGUUAUUUAAAUCCCCCCCCUGCCAAAUUCAAACAUUAAACAGACUCAUUGUUUUUACUAUUGCCCAACUGGUGAUGAAAACAUUAUUCACCGGAACCCUCCUUAGGCAAAGAAACAGGUCUCAGUAAUGUAAACACAAGCCAGCCAUUUAUUUCUUGAGCAUAUAAAAUAGGCUGAGUUCAAGCUCUACAGAAGGCAUAGAAGCAACUUUGGGACACAGAAUGUCUUCACUACUGCAGGAGAAACUUUGUGAAAUUCAAACUCAGGCUCCCGCUCCACAGAAAGAUUUUCACUACUUCACCAUCACAAAAACUGAGGUUAUCUGGAGAUCAUGGCAAAUUACUUACCGACCUAAUCAAGAAAAGAUUUUUCCAAAGGAAUUGAAAAAGACGCACAGAAAUUUUCUAUUGGAUGAACAAUUACAUAAGCAAGUUCAAAGCAUUUUUGGGAAAAGCAUGCUGAAGUACACUCUCAACUUGUGCCAAGGACACUACGAUUUCCUAGUUCGAAUGCCUGAAAAUUUGAUUGUUCGUAUCAUGUCAUUUCUUAAUCUGGAAGAUAUUGAACAGUUGUCAAAAACCUGCAAAAAGUUUCAGCAGCUGUGUAACACCGAUGAAUUUUGGGAAAGAAUAAAAAAAUUGCAAGAUAAAUAUACUCUUGAACAACAGUCAGCCAAAUUUCCAGCUUAUGAAAAGCAAAGGAAUUUUCAUCAAAGAAAAGACUAUCUGACACAGAUGCAGAGAAGGCACACCACAUUCUUCUAAAAUGUUGAGUUCAUAUCUUCUUAAUAAAGACUAUACUAUUCAGACUACAUAACAUUACUGGACCAUAAAUGUUUCAUACCAUCUGUGACUUCUGCCCCUUUCUUCUUCAUUCUUCUACUCUAUAUGCUCCUCAAGAUACAUCAAUUUAUCUUUUCAGAUGCCUGUAUUAUAACUUAGAAUUUUAAUCCUUUGGCUGUGUUAGCUUAGAAUUCUGGGAGAUGCGGUUUCAUACUAUCUAAAGGGUGCCCAGAUAAUCUAUUGUGUUUAGUUUCCAGUUAAAUGAGAAAUGAUUUUCCCAAUUAAAUGAGGAUGAUUCUUCAAAAGCUUAUAAUUAAUAUUUUUUAAAAAAAUAUAUACAAUCAAUUCUUUAAAUAGGAACAUUAUGCACUAAAGGGCAACUCAAUAUACAAUGGUUGUAUCAUUUCCCCCAGUUAGAAGAGAGAACAGCUAUUCAGAAAACAAGAAAUUAUAUAAACAGCUAAUGGAUAUGUUCAUUAAUCCUAUAAAUUAUUUUCCAUACACAUUUCCGCACCAGAAGUUGAAAAAACAGAGCAAUCCAAUAUUUGGAUGACUAGAUUUCAGUUUAAUCUUCCAAUGACUGAAAUUAACAAAAAAUGUAUUUUAUUUACAUUAAAACAAAUGGUAAUAGUACAGUAAUAAAAAAAAUCAAAACAAGGUUAAAAAGUAGUUAACAUUAUCAACAUUAUUGAUUUUAUGACUUGCCCUUAUUAUUUAUACAUACAUACAUACAUACAUACAUACAUAAAUACAUAUAUAUAUAUAUAUGUAUAUAUAUAUAUAUGUAUGUAUGUGUGUAUAUAUAUAUAUAUGAAUAUGAAUAUAUAUAUAUAUAUAUGAAUAUAUAUAUAUAUUCACAAAAAAUCACAAUGUAUUCUAAUAGCAUAAUGAACAGAGGGAACCUGUGGCAGGUACGGUGCAUUCUACUGUAUAAUCUAUUUAUAACCCAAAAUAGUUCCAUCAAUGCCAUGUAAAAAUAUAUUUCAUGAAAUAUUUACAUACAAAAAACAACUAAUAAAUCCACAUAUUGAAAAAAGGCAAAAGGUUUUUAAAAUGUCAUUUCAUGAAAGGCCAAUGUUGCAUUCGAUAUUCAGACUUGAGUCAGCUUUUUUUCAGGUAAUAGAAUGAAAGGUACAUGCAGUUUAAGAAAGUUAAAAAUAGAUUGACACUUACCCAACAUUUUAUGACACUGAAAAGAGGCUAAAUAUGAUACGGUAGGCCCAUAUAUCAUAACUGUUUUCGCUGAAGUCCUAUAAAGAAUGGCCAGAAGCUAGUGCUGACCCUUCCCUUGUCCACAUACUCCCCAUUGAAAACUAUUUUGCUUAAGUUGUUGCUGUUCUCUUGGUGGAU
Messenger RNA from Ahaetulla prasina, 6055 nucleotides. Its product is annotated as F-box only protein 36-like. Gene Ontology annotation, molecular function: protein binding. Lineage: Eukaryota; Metazoa; Chordata; Lepidosauria; Squamata; Colubridae. The transcript has 4 exons. The record is from RefSeq and is a predicted model, not a curated record. The coding region runs from base 4145 to 4687 and encodes 180 amino acids.